CCAAGCUAUCUAUAGUAUUUCCUUAACAGAGUUAUUGCCAUUACUGCCCAAUCUUAUUCUUUCUAGAAUACCAACAUCAGUUCUGGAAGCGUCCACCUUGGCUAGCAAUUCCAUUAAGUCCUCUACCUUCCAGUCUUGAGGUGUGUUCUAAAAUGUACGUCAAAAAUGUUGUUGCUCCUAUUUUGGACAAUCGCGGAGACCUUGUCAUGAACCAUAAUAAAUAAACUAGGAUAAUCUUCCUUUAAGGUGUUUUUUCCAAGCCAUUUGUCUUCCCAAAAUUUAACACGUUCUCUAAUGUCUGGCUUGAAAUGGAUCUUAUGAAAGACUUCAUUUCCUAGCUUGCUAAUAAAUUCCAAAGCCCAACUCCAUAGGGAGCAUUAGAGGUCUGAGUACUCCAGUUGUCCUUUACCCCAUUUAUUGUUCUGAUCACUUCUUUCCAUAAGUGUGGUUCUUCUGUGCCAUUACCUUAUAAGCCUCUUUAUUAAUAAACUUAUAUUUUGAGCUAGUAGAUCUCUCACUCCCAGCCCUCUUUCACACUUUUCAAGACUUUGUCCCAGUUUAUGAGGUGAAGCUUGUGAGAGCUGUUGUUGCCUUCCCAUAAGAAGUUUCUCCUAAUCUUAUUCAAUUUUUCUAGUACCUUACUAGGGAUAGGAAAUAAAGACAUGAAAUAAGUGGGUAUGCUAUCAAGUGGACAACUGAUAAGGGUGACCUUGUCCACUAAAGAUAGGUAUUGAAGCUGCGAUAAAUUCAUCCUCUUUUCAAACUUUUCUGCAACCCAAUUCCAAAUUUCAGAACUUUUGUUAUUUUCCAUUAGAGGAAGACCCAAAUAUGUGCUAGGAAAAGUCCCAAUAUUGCUCUCCAUAAUUCCAUCCAGUUCAUCAAUGAAUUAAGGCAUUAUUGACCGAGUAAAUAAUGCUUUUCAACAUGUCUAUAUGGAGCCCUUAAAAGGCUACAAAAAAUAGAAAAAUGAGGUGUAAAUAUUGUAUUUGAGACUUCAUCUUUACAAAAUCAUGUGUCCUCAUCACACAAAAUAUGAGACAUCAUAACUGUGCUUCCAGUGUUUUUGACAUCAACGGUGAAACCUCAGAUCCAAUGCAACUGAUUGGAUUUCUCCAUCAUUUUGCUUAAUACCUCCAUGGCUAUAAUAAAUAUAAAAGGGGAAACGGACAAUGGAUUACCUUGUCUGAUCCUUUUUUGAGGAGAGACAAAGCCCACUGGACCUUCAUUUAUUAAGACUGAAUAUUUAACGGUAGAAAUACCGUAUCUUAUCCCUUUUAGCCUAUGUUGCUCGGACUCUUCAAACACGUCAUGGGUGUGUGUCGGAUCCUCCAACAAUAGGGUAAUUUUGAAGGAUCCGACACAGGUGUGGCAACAUUUUUGGAGAGUCCGAGCAACUUAGCUUUUAGCCAUUUCUCACCAGGAAGACCAGAUUUGAUCCUUCAGUCUAGUACCUCCUUUGCAAUGGGAGUUGUACCAAUUAUCUGUCUUUGUUUGAUGAAGGCAUUUUGGUGAGAAGAGACCAGCUUACCAAUACCCUUCUUUAGUCUCUCUGCUAACAUCUUUGCUAGGAUUUUGUUUAUGCUGUCGAUGAGGCUUAUUGGCCUUAAAUCCCUAAGUUUAAUGGCACCCUUCUUUUUGGGAAUCAAGUCAAUAAAAGUAGAGUUACAAGACCUCACCGUAUACGAAUACUGAUGAAAACAGUUUAGUGCAGCCAUGAUCUCAGGUUUGAUGAUGUCCCAGGCUUAUUGAUAGAUGUACUUUGACUUCAGUCUCUAUUUAUUAUACCUUGUACAUUGAUUAUUGUAUUAUUUUGUUGUAGUUGUUGUAUCUUUUUCAGAAUGCUUUGUUAUGCCUUGUUUAGUAUUUUGUAUUGGUUUCUUCACUUUGAUUAUUUUCUUGAGCUGAGGGUUAGCAGAUAAAAACUCUCUACCUCCCAAGGAAGGGUAAAAAAUUUGCUUUGUUAUUGUUGAAGCAACGUGCUAGGAUUUCGUUAAAAAUUGAUUCUGGGCUACUUUGUGAUGAAUCCCUACUUAUUUAUCAAUAUGCCAUUUUGUUUGAACCAUAUAAACUUGUUGGUUAGUAUUGAUGGGGACAUAUAUAUAUAUUAUUCCUCAUAGCGGGUUCUGGCUUGUGUUAUUCCUCUACUUGAUGAAUUAUAUCUGGCAUUUGAGACGUUGAUGAAGUUUAUUUCUUUCCCUUGCUACCUGGUCGUCAUGCAACUCCCAACCAUGGCUAUUGGAAAAGUUCUUAGUGCAAACAAUACGUCCAUUAUCCAAGAUGAAGUGCUCGCUCAUAAACUUGGUCUCAUCCCAAUUAAAGUCGAUCCAAGGUUGUUUGAGUAUAUGUCAGAAAAUGAUGUCCCUAACGAAAAGAAUACAAUUGUUUUCAAACUCAAUGCUCUUUGUAAAAAAGGCAGCCAACGACUUAUAGUCUUGUCCAGUGAGCUGAAGUGGUUACCCAAUAGCAGUGAGUUGAUACUAGCAACAGAAAGUCCAGCAUCAUAUUCGAUUACAAAACAAAAAACUUAUACUUCAUUCAGCAGUAGUCAGGAUACUCUACCAGAAUUCUCGAAUUACCCAAUUGCUCCCAAAGAUGUAGAUAUCAUUAUAGCCAAACAUGGACCUGGUCAGGAAAUUGAGCUAGAAGCUCAUGUUGUUAAAGACAUUGGUAUGACGCAUGCAAAGUGGUCACCUGUGGCUACAGCCAAGUACGGGGUGCUUCCUAAGGUUGUAUUCUUGCGAGAUAUUGAAGAUGAUGAAGCAGAAACAUUUGUGAAGAAGUGUCCGAUUAAGGUGUUUGAUAUGGAAGAUAUUGGUAAAGGUAAAAAGAGGGCAACUGUUGCACGACCAAGGGUUUGCACGCUUAGUAGGGAAUGCAUCAGAGAGGAAGGUUGGGACAAGAAUGUUGCAAUGAGACGUGUAAAUGGCCAUAUCAUAUAGCAAGGCAUUUACUUGGUUGAGUAUUGCAUGCAGAGAUUUUCAAAGUUCUUGUCAUCCUUUAAAUAGAAAGCAUCUGCAUCUUUGUCCCCUUCUUGUAUGAUUAAAUUCAAUUUUUUUGUGUUUCAAUUCUGUUUGGGGUUGUUUAGGCAACUUUGAUGAGAUAACAAUGACAAUAAUAUAUUACUUUAUCCAAGAAAAUGCUUGUAAUAAUAUAUUUACAAAUUUUCUAUA
This is a messenger RNA of Capsicum annuum, 3170 nucleotides long. RefSeq names its product DNA-directed RNA polymerases I and III subunit rpac1-like. The coding region runs from base 2178 to 2939 and encodes 253 amino acids. Gene Ontology annotation, cellular component: RNA polymerase III complex; RNA polymerase I complex. The record is from RefSeq and is a predicted model, not a curated record. Lineage: Eukaryota; Viridiplantae; Streptophyta; Magnoliopsida; Solanales; Solanaceae. Gene Ontology annotation, biological process: DNA-templated transcription. Gene Ontology annotation, molecular function: protein dimerization activity. The transcript has 6 exons.